GGCACAGGCUGGGACAAACUACACUUCCCAGGGCUCCCGGGCAGCGGAAGUGACGCGGGAGCAGGCGCGUUGGAGUGUCCGGGUUAAAAAAAAAAUGGCUGAAUAUUUAGCUUCGAUAUUCGGGACUGAGAAGGACAAGGUUAACUGCUCUUUUUACUUUAAGAUUGGGGCCUGCCGGCACGGGGACCGGUGCUCCCGGCUUCACAACAAACCGACUUUCAGCCAGACCAUAGUGCUGCUCAACUUGUACCGGAACCCACAGAACACGGCCCAAACUGCAGAUGGAUCCCACUGUCACGUGAGCGACGUGGAGGUACAAGAGCACUAUGAUAACUUCUUUGAGGAGGUCUUCACGGAGCUUCAGGAGAAGUAUGGAGAGAUUGAAGAGAUGAACGUGUGUGACAACCUCGGGGACCACCUCGUGGGCAAUGUCUACGUUAAGUUCCGCCGGGAGGAGGAUGCAGAGCGGGCUGUGGCUGAACUCAAUAACCGCUGGUUCAACGGGCAGGCCGUGCAUGCGGAGCUGUCUCCUGUCACCGACUUCCGAGAGUCGUGCUGCCGUCAGUACGAGAUGGGGGAAUGUACCCGAGGUGGCUUCUGCAACUUUAUGCACCUACGACCCAUCUCCCGGAACCUGCGCCGGCAGCUCUAUGGGCGAGGACCCAGGCAUAGGUCGCCCCCAAGAUCCCAUACAGGCCACCGUCCCCGAGAAAGGAACCGACGCCGCUCCCCAGACCACCGGCAUGGUCGCUUCUGAGACUGGUGCUCUUGGCCGUCACCCACGGGCAGGGAUGGUCCUGCCCAGGACCCCUUCUCGGAGCAAUCCACGUUCCAACUCCAUCGUCGCCAGGCUUCAGACAGAGGAACUUCCUCCCCCCACCCCUCCCCUAAUAAAGCUUAGGAAGUUUGUCUAA
Mesocricetus auratus (golden hamster) is the source of this 914-nucleotide messenger RNA. RefSeq names its product U2 small nuclear RNA auxiliary factor 1 like 4 (gene U2af1l4). The transcript is spliced from 8 exons. Bases 95 to 757 code for a protein of 220 amino acids. Gene Ontology annotation, cellular component: spliceosomal complex; U2AF complex. Gene Ontology annotation, molecular function: metal ion binding; pre-mRNA 3'-splice site binding. The record is from RefSeq and is a predicted model, not a curated record. NCBI's taxonomy places the organism in Eukaryota, Metazoa, Chordata, Mammalia, Rodentia, Cricetidae. Gene Ontology annotation, biological process: mRNA splicing, via spliceosome.